AUGGCUCAGAUCACAGACCUACCCGUGGAGCUUAUGCUGCAGAUCUUUGGCUGCUGGGGCCACUCUGUCCAAGAACUGAGCGCUCUCAGCCGCUGCAGUCGACUCCUGCACUGGAUGGCCUUUGAUCACCUGUUCACCAAAGCUUUCCAGUGGCGUUGCACCAACCACGGAAAUCAGCCCCGCAUUGUUUUCAUGAGAUUGGUAGCCCAUGCCAUCAAGUGCGACUCUCAACACAUAGCGCAGUGGCUCUGCUACCAGGAGCUACAUGUGAGCGAGCAGCUCAACGGCAUCUUACCCCCCGGCUGGAGGUUUUCCGAGACGGUCACAUACCUCCACCUCGCCAUCCUCGGGGACGCCCCCAGGGUGGCAAACCACCUGGUCAGAUACGGCACCGACGUGUGGGAGGGCGGAGGCGACUAUCCCGACAUCACCCCGCUGUACCUCGCCAUCGCAAACCCGCGCGGCGCCCGGAAGGGCCUGGACGCCGCCCUCCGCAUCGCAUGCAGCUACGCCCUGCCGCGGACCUGCCGGUACCUCCUGACCAGGGGCGCAGACCCAAACACCCCGAGCCGGUUCGGGCUGGCCGCCAUCCACCUCGCCGUCCGGAGGAGGCUGCCCUGGCGCAACUUUGACGCCCUGCGCGGCCUGGUCCACGGGGACGCUUCGUCUUCUUCGCCUGCAUCCGGGUGGGACGCCUCUCUGACCCAGACAGCCGACGUCCUGCUGCGGUUCGGCGCCGACCCGAGCCUGCGCUCCGACACGCCGCGGGCGCACCCCUGCGGGCCCGGGUGCUGGCGCUCCCCGGACUGCGAGCACCGCGGCCAGGCGGUCCUGCACCACGCGUGCGGCGGCGCGCCGCGGGAGGUGAUCGCCCUGCUGCUCAGCCACGGCGCGGACCCGCGCGCGCCCGACGGCGACGGCUACCUCCCGCUGUUCGCGGCCCUCUGCCACGACCACGGCGGCGUGGCCAUGCUGCUGCUCGAGGACGACGCAUGCGCCGACCCGGCCAACCCCGUAGUCGUGCAGCCACACCAGAGCACGGCGCUGCACAUCGCGUGCCGCUUUGCGUGUGAGGAGGCGGUGGCGUUCCUGCUCGACCGCGGCGGGGCGGACGUCAACGCUACCGACGCCCGAGGGCAGACGCCCCUCCACGAGCUGCUGGGCCAGGUCUGCCCCGGGAUGGAGGGGCGCGUCGUCGGCGUCCUCCCGCUGCUCGACGCCCACGGCGCCGUGGCUGACAUCAGGGACCACGGAGGCGCGACUGCGCGGCAGGUGGCGAGGGCGCACCCGUUUCUCUUGGUCCGGCAGUUCUUUGACCCUCCGGUCGUCGACACCCGGGCUUACGCACACUUUGAGGAGCCCCAGAACUGCACGUGGGAGCCGGCUGCUACUGCUGUCUCACCUCGCAGAUCCCACCGGCCUUCCAGGCGCCACAGGGGCACACGCGUGCGGCCAGAGGCGCGGGGGGCAAAUAGCAGCAGCUGCGAGUCUUUUCCCCUCUUGGACUUGGACGGCCCCCCUCCGCCGGCCCGGGACGGGGUCGCUCGGGUGGCGCCCACACCCGGCUCCGUGUGGCUGGACUGGGAGACGACGGAUCGGCUCAUGGUCCCAGCACCACCACCUCCACCUCCACCUUCUUAUCCGCCUGCGAGGCAUCAACGGAGGACGAACAGGCGCGAACCAGGUCCCCGGAAGGCAGCAGUAGCAGCAGGCCUGGACGACGGUGGAAAGCCAUCAUCACGUGCACCCGCCGUGAGUGGCGAGGAGGAAACCUCCCGUAAAGUAUCAGAGUCGGCCAAGUUCUGGGGUACCCUGGCAUCAUCGCGGCAGGAAAAGCCCAGCCGCCAAAAAGCUGAAGCAGCGCGGGGAGAAGAAGGAUGGAAAGAAAACAACCGGGGUGGUGUUGCCGGUCGUCGCAAACGAGGGGACAAGUGGGCCCCUCUGGAUGUCUCCGAGUCCUGGUGGUGA
Diaporthe batatas is the source of this 1968-nucleotide messenger RNA. RefSeq lists its product as uncharacterized. The coding region runs from base 1 to 1968 and encodes 655 amino acids. Gene Ontology annotation, cellular component: nucleus; cytoplasm. The transcript has 2 exons. NCBI's taxonomy places the organism in Eukaryota, Fungi, Ascomycota, Sordariomycetes, Diaporthales, Diaporthaceae. The record is from RefSeq and is a predicted model, not a curated record. Gene Ontology annotation, molecular function: protein binding.